Molecule: messenger RNA, 1428 nt
Organism: Cutaneotrichosporon cavernicola
Lineage: Eukaryota; Fungi; Basidiomycota; Tremellomycetes; Trichosporonales; Trichosporonaceae
Exons: 4
Coding region: 1-1428 (475 amino acids)
Source: RefSeq, a predicted model, not a curated record
AUGGACAUCUACCAAGGGAGCACAACAUCAAUCUCGUCUUCCGGGUCGGAAACGAGCUUUGGCAGCUUGGCCCACCACCCGGUCGCAUUCACAUCCCUCUCUCGAUCCAGCAGUCGAUUAAGUACCAACACGUUUGGAUUCACCCGUCCAAACUCGCCCCUCAUGUCCUCUGAAGCAGAGUCCUGGCGCACAGCGCACCAGUCUCCCUCCCAAGUCACCAUCACAACAUCAGGCACUCUCGGCGACGACGACUACCUCGAGCAGCCUGACAUGUCGCCAGUCACCAUCGGCGACGACGACUACCUCGAGCAGCCUGACUUGUCCCCAGUCACCACACCCACCUCUGCAUCCCGAGCUCACUCAUACCCGACAUAUGUUGCCACCUCGCGUGUCGCGAGCAUGCCCGAGUUGAGCCGCUCAACGUCGACAGUCAACCCCACCACCCCUUCCACCAUCUACUUUCCCCGCAUGGACCACCAGGCGCUGUCUAGUCUCGGCUCUCGGCGAUCCAUGUCAAUGUCGUCGUUGAAAGAGACACUGGCCGACGAAGAAAAGGCCGCUGUCAUCGACCAGUGGCAACACGAACGAAUUAUCUACUACGACGACCGCAUCCGUUCGAAUCAAUGGGAGGACAUCAACGUCAAUGGCAAAGAAGUCGUUGCCGACCAAGCCCAGGCGGAGACUAACGCUCCACCAGCCUGGACCACGGCGAUCCCAACCCGCCAAGACAUACGCGACGCGGCCGGGUGCCACCUCAUCGACGAGUGGGGCAAUACUGUGCGUUUUGGCGACAUGCUGCCUGGCGGCCCGGCUUGGCGAUCGGCCACUGUCGCAGGUAAACCUGUCAACAAGGUACUCGCCCUGUUUGUCGGCCACUGGUGGUGUGGCCUGUGUCAUGAUUAUGCGCUGGUUUCAGUGGCCAAGCUGUCGCCGGCAGCGCUCAUUCGCGAGGGCGUACGCGUUGUCAUCGUUAGCUCGGGCAGCUGGAAGGUCAUCUCCAAGUAUAGGCAACUCUUCGACAUCAAGUUCCCCGUCUUUGUCGACAAUGGGACGCGACUCUACCGCGCACUCGGGCUGGCGAGAGCUAAACCCAAUCCGUUUACCGAGGCUAUGGUCAAGGACAGGCCCGCGUACCAUCAGCAUGCCUUUAUGCGCCAGAUGGCAACCGGCAUGGCACGAGGCAUCUUUCAACUGGGUGGCAUCAAGCUACGCAAUCCUGGGAGCUUUACUCAGUUGGGAGGCGAGUUCGUUUUUGGUCUCGACUAUACGGUCGACUAUUUCCAUCGCAUGCAGGGCCGCGGCGAUCACUGCGAGGCUCCGGAAGUCCUCAGCGCCGUCGGUAUACAAAGCACGCUCGGCGCACCCGUGAUGAACUCGGAGCUUGAACAGGAGCGCGAGUUCGUCCGCCGCCGCAUCCGUGCGCAAUAA